AAUGGUUACUGGCACUCUCCGAGAAGAAGACGACGACGACGAAAUGCUUCAAAUCGGAGAAAACGAAGUCGAAGGUGAGAAUGUCUCCUCCGGUAAAUCGGAGCUUCAAAUGUACCGGAUUAAUUCGAUUGAAUCAACACUCGUGAUCCGGCAGUUACCGUCGCUAGGCAUCGCCUUCAAGCUCUGGCUUCCUGCAACAACUCUCGUCACGCUUCUCGAUAACUACCGUCGUGACCCAAGCACCAGCCCACUCACUCACACCUUCUCCAAUUUUCACUCCGUCGGUUCAGAUUCAUCUUCGCCGCUUAACAUCGUCGAGCUCGGAUCUGGAACUGGAAUCGUCGGAAUCGCGGCGGCUGCGACGCUGGGUGCUAAUGUCACGGUGACGGAUCUCCCAAACGUGAUCGAGAAUCUCAAAUUCAACGCCGACGCGAACGCCGAAGCCGUGGCUAGAUUCGGUGGGAAAGUCCACGUGGCGUCUCUUCGUUGGGGAGAAACCGAUGACGUGGAGGUUUUGGGUCAAAAUGUUGACUUGAUUCUAGCGUCUGACGUGGUCUACCACGAGCAUCUUUACGAUCCACUCCUCAAAACUCUGCGUUUUAUGCUCUUAGAAGGAUCCAAGAGAGUGUUCCUUAUGGCUCACCUCAAGAGAUGGAAGAAAGAAUCCAUCUUUUUCAAGAAAGCUCGGAAGCUCUUCGAUGUUGAUGUUAUACAUUGUGAUGAUCCUCAAGAAGGUUCAAGGAUUGGAGUUGUAGUUUACCGUUUUGCACCGAAAAAUCAAACCUUGAAGAAAAAAGAUAAUUGUUAAAUGAAAUUUGAGCACUUCCAAGGUUAAUUAAUCAUAAUCAGAUUAGGUCGGUGUCCGUACAGAGAACCAAGGUUGAGGAAAGAGAGAAGAAGAUGACUCUG
Molecule: messenger RNA, 909 nt
Organism: Capsella rubella
Lineage: Eukaryota; Viridiplantae; Streptophyta; Magnoliopsida; Brassicales; Brassicaceae
Product: protein N-lysine methyltransferase METTL21A
Source: RefSeq, a predicted model, not a curated record